AUGUCGACAUCGGGCCAGCCGCCGUUUCAGUCGCGCGGGUUCGAGACCUCGAUUGAUAUCGCCCGCCGCCAGGCCUGCCAAGUAGCACCAGUCGCAGGAAUCAAAAGAACAUCUACCACGAGGUCUCCCGAACCCCUCAAAUCAGAGUCAGAAUCCUCAGUCAAUCAUGUGUUCCAGCAAAGAUCACGGAACAUCGUCGAAGACAUCCAGGAAUCAACAACUCUGGAGUCUGCUCGUGCCUCGCUUGGCCCUCUAAACCGAUUCCACCCCAGCAAGAUCCGCCCAGGCCCAGGGCUAGGCGCCCCAGAUCCCGAAGAGCCCAAAGAUGGGCACAAGGGUGCUUCAGCUCCAGGCUCCAGCCAGAACCCGUUACUGUCUCUCGCCAACCCCAAGUACGGGUUGCCACCGGCGCUGAUAGCUAAUUUCGCUGCCCUCGGCGUCAAGAACAUCUAUCCAUGGCAGGCAUCGUGUCUGCUCGCGCGGGGGCUAUUGUCGGGUGAGCGGCAUCUGGUCUACACGGCCCCCACCGGCGGGGGUAAGUCCCUAGUCGCUGAUGUACUCCUACUAAAACGGAUCAUUGAGAAUCCUGGCCGCAAGGCGCUCCUGGUGCUGCCAUAUGUGGCACUGGUACAGGAGAAGCUGAAAUGGAUGCGACGCAUUAUUCAAGGUGUGGAGAGGGUUGUGCCUGACGACGAGGACCAGAAUGCGUCUUUCCCGCGAAAGAGGUGGAAGAAGCUGCAGAAGCAGAUUCGGGUUACCGGGUUCUUCGGUGGAAGCCGGACGACGGCAACUUGGGCGGAUACAGAUAUUGGCGUCUGUACCAUCGAGAAGGCCAAUUCUUUGAUCAACACUGCCAUCGAAGAGUGUAGUAUCGGAGAACUGGGUGUGGUGGUCCUCGAUGAGUUGCACAUGCUGGAUGAUGAGCACCGUGGAUACCUUUUGGAGUUGAUGGUCACGAAACUGCUAUUACUACAGCAGGACAUUCAGAUCGUCGGCAUGAGUGCAACGUUAUCUAACACAGAGAUGCUUGCACAGUGGAUGAAUGCAAAGUUCUUCAUUUCUACAUACCGUCCGAUUCCUAUCGAUGAAUAUCUCGUUUAUGAGAACUCUAUCUAUCCAGCAGCAACAUCGAGACAAUUGUUCCAGACGGCAUCCAAAUUGACAGCCGCAAAUUCAGCCUCAUUACAUGACUCGAUUCCCCCACAGAGACUGAUUGAUGUUUCCGAAUACAAGGAGCUUAGCAACGCAGCGACCAAUUCUAUGGUGGCAUUGGCGGUUGAAACUGCCUCCGCAGGCUACGGUGCAUUGGUGUUCUGUAGCAGUCGCGGAGCGUGUCAAAUCCAUGCUGCCACUAUCAGCGAGGCAAUGCCCGGUCUGUCACCCGAUGAGACAGAAGAGUUGAGCAAGCGUUUGGAUCUACUUGCAGAAUUGCGAAGUCUUGCGUGUGGAUUAGAUCCAGUUCUUGAGAAGACGAUCGUCAAGGGUGGCGGUUUUCAUCAUGCUGGCAUGACCACCGAAGAGCGAGAGUUGAUUGCACAAGCCUAUGACCAAGGCGUGCUGAGAGUAUUGGUUGCUACGUGCAGUCUCGCCGCUGGUGUAAAUCUUCCCGCUCGACGUGUAAUCAUCAAUGGAGCGCGGAUGGGCCGGGAGUUGGUUGGGCCCGCAAUGCUGCGGCAAAUGUGUGGACGCGCUGGACGUAAGGGCAAGGACGAUGCGGGCGAAACGUACCUAAUCUGCAUCAAGGCUGAUUUGGAAGCCGUGUGUGAUUUACUUGAUGCUGAUAUGCCUGCCAUCGAGAGCUGCUUGGCACCUGAGAAAAGAGGGUUGAAAAGGGCCCUCCUUGAAGCUAUCGCAACUGGGUUAGUAUCCGGCGGCGAGGCCAUCAAAGAUUAUGUGCGCUGUACACUCCUUUAUCGCACACUGGACAGAAAACUCGUGUAUACGAUUAUGAAUUCAGCUUUGCAAGAGCUGAUCAAUGAAGCACUUAUUAUCUUCAAAGAAGAUGAGUCUUACGAAGCCACCUUGCUGGGCCAGGCGGUCGUCGCUUCGGCUUUCUCCCCUGAAGAUGGGCUCUUCGUGUAUGAGGAACUUAAGCGUGCCCUACAGGCAUUCGUCAUGGAUGGCGAUAUGCACAUAUUCUACAUGUUCACACCCUUCCAAGUUGCCAUGAACACACCGAUCGACUGGCCAAUAUUCCGCGACCAGCUGGACCGGUUGGAUGAGAGUGGCCUCCGGGCACUGCAAUUUGUCGGCGUCCAACCAGGAUUUGUCAAUACCAUGGUCCGAUCAGGAGCUUCUCUCAAAGAAAAUACCCCAGCUCAAAAAAAACAAGCCCGCAUAUACCGCCGUGCGUACACGGCCUUUCAACUUCGCGACCUGAGCAACGAGGUCCCCCUCUCUACCAUCGCGACCCGCUACCGUAUCCCUCGAGGGACAGUCCAGACCCUUGCCCAGCAGUGCCAUGGUUUCGCUGCUGGUAUAGUCAAGUUCUGCCAGCGCAUGAACUGGGGCAUGAUGGCGGCUGUACUGGACCACAUGCGCGACCGGCUGGAAGCUGGGGCACGUGCGGAUCUGCUAGAGAUGGCGCAGGUCACUUUCGUCAAGAGCUGGACGGCACGGUGUCUGAGAGAGAAUGGGUUCCGGAAUUUAAGAGCAUUGGCCGAAGCGGACCCCAAGGAUUUGGUGCCCGUGCUUAUGAUGGUCAAUCCGCGCAAGACUCAGAGGAACCAACUGUAUCCUACUGAAGCAGAGCGAUAUUCUGCGAAGCUCUUGGUGAAGGCGGAGACAAUCGUUGCCUCUGCGAAUAAUAUUUGGGAGCGCGAGAUGCAGGUCGAACUGGAGGAAUGA
Penicillium cataractarum is the source of this 2847-nucleotide messenger RNA. RefSeq names its product DEAD/DEAH box helicase. The record is from RefSeq and is a predicted model, not a curated record. Gene Ontology annotation, molecular function: ATP binding; nucleic acid binding. NCBI's taxonomy places the organism in Eukaryota, Fungi, Ascomycota, Eurotiomycetes, Eurotiales, Aspergillaceae. Bases 1 to 2847 code for a protein of 948 amino acids. The transcript is spliced from 9 exons.